ACUAGUACUACUACCACUGACAAAAAACAGAUCGGGUUGGGUUGGGAAGCUUCUCACUUUCUUUCUCUCUCUCUCUCUCCAUUGAGCGCCCGAUCCAAGAUCGGUAACAGGAUUGAGGACAGAUCGAUGUUUCGCGGUGGGCGGAAGAGCAGCAAGAGCAAGAUCAACGACAAGACCACUACUACUAGUAGCAUUAGCGGAGAUGGCGGCGGCAAGGAGAAGUUGAUUCCAAAUCUGGAGAUAUACGACGAAGAGGAGGAGGAGGAGGAGAAGCAGUUUUUCUACAGCAGCAGGCUGCUCUCCAGGGAGACCAACAACCACCCUUCUUUCCGGGUCUACUACGGCGACGCCUCGGUUGCAGUGCCCUUCACUUGGGAGUCUCAGCCGGGGACGCCCAAGUCCAAAUACCACAUCGACUCCGCCCGCCACAUCAUCAGCCACAGCGCCCCUCUCCCUCCUCUCACCCCGCCGCCCUCCUACUUCUCCACCAAUAAUUACAACUCCUCCUCUUCUGCGAUCGCCACUGGUCGGGACAGGCGCCAGCUCAGCAAGAAGCAGUACAGCUCCUUCAGGUGGCCCACCAAGCUGUUCAUGAGCUUCCGCAAGCGGCCCACUAACAACAACAACUACUCGGUGGGCUCCUCCUCCUCCUCUUCCGACAACUCCACUAGUCUCUCCCCCACGCGCAGUCAUAAUAACAACCUGCUGUACAGCCGGCGGAGGGUGUCCAGCCUUGAGUCGUUGCUGGACCUCAAGUCCGAUCCGGAUGGUGGUGGUGGUGGUGGGGGCCCAUCGGCGGCCAUUGUGGAUGGGGCUGGAUCCGGAUCCGGGUCGUCGCCCACUUCCACGCUUUGCUUUGGAGGGAGCACCAGGCUUCGUGGCCGGUACGGCUGGUUGUAAUUAACUCCCGGCUGCCUGCUUCUGCUGCUGCAAAUCUGCAAUGCAUGUAUGGGGAAAAGAAAAGAAAAAAAAAAAAAGGUAAAAGGAUUUUAAUAAGAAAGUGAAAAAUUGGGCCGUGUGGUUUGACCCUUGGAUCCAGCCUCGAGGUACUACUCGCUGCUAGCUACUUUAACUUUCUUUAAUCGUUUCGGGUUGGGUUUCGGGUUAGGUUUCGGGUUGGGUUUCAUAUAAAUAUAAUAUACUGAAUGGGCAUGGUUGGAUCGGAUCGAGUUGGGGCUGGACCAGCACUCCUAGUAGUACUCGUUUGUAUGUUAUGUUUUUGGUAUGAGCAAAUAUUUAGUAUCCAUCUAAAUUACUUACGGUUUUGAAUGAAUGUUUUUUGUUUUGUACGUCAAAUAAAUUAAUCAAUGAAGU
This is a messenger RNA of Linum trigynum, 1314 nucleotides long. The record is from the annotation of a GenBank genome assembly. Lineage: Eukaryota; Viridiplantae; Streptophyta; Magnoliopsida; Malpighiales; Linaceae.